AUGUCAUCCACGACCGCGGGCGCCAUCGCCAUCGCCUGCGCCGUCGGUGCUGCGACUCUGUUGUACGCACCCGGGAGUUCACGCCCGCCUUAUCCGCCUGGUCCGCGGCGGAAGCCGCUCAUAGGCAAUGUACUUGACAUGCCCACGCAGGCGCCGGAGGCCACGUUCAUGCAGUGGAGGGAGCAAUAUGGCGACGUCGUCCAUCUGGAAAUUUUCGGCAAACAUAUAAUCAUACUCAACACGUUCGAGGCUGCUCAGGAUCUCAUGGAGAGGCGUAGCGCCAUCUACUCCGACCGUCCUCGAUUCGUGAUGCUUGCUGAACUGAUGGGAUGGGGCAAUGCCACUACUCACGUUCACUACGGUCCGCGCUUCCGAAAGCACCGGCGCUUCGUUCAACAAGUCUUGAACCAGAAGGCCGUCGACAGCAUGACACCUCUGGAGUUGCGCCAGACUGCUAUCGCGCUCGAUAACCUAUUGAAGACCCCAGAUAAUUGGAUGGACCAUAUCAAAGGAUUUGCAGCAGGCACUAUGCUCAAGGUUGCUUACGGUCACGAUGUCGCGUCCGUUGAUGAUCCUUUAGUCAAGAUCGUCGACCAUGCCUCUACCUUGACAGUGCAGAUUGGCAAUAUGUAUCCCAUUUCGAAUUUAGUCGAAUUCUUCCCGUCUUUGAAGAAGUUACCGAGUUGGGCGCCGCUGUCAGGAUUCAAGAAACAAGCCGAGGAGGCCCGACAAGCCGUCGACAAGAUGAUGACCCUCCCCUUCGAGCAGGUCAAGCAGCAGAUGGGCGUCGGUACUGCGCAGCCAUCCUUCACGGCGCAGAUGCUCGAGCAGCACACUGCGGCUGGCAAGGGGAUCUUGUCACAGGAAGACGAAGAUGACAUCAAGGGCGCCGCGGGAACGCUUUUCGCGGCCGCGGAGGAUACGACGACUUGCAUGGCGGAAGUGUUCAUUCUAGCUAUGGUUCUUUAUCCAGAGGUCUACGCCAAGGUUCAAGAGGAGAUAGACCGCGUCGUUGGCUCCGACCGCCUUCCCUCUUUUGAGGAUCGCCCAUCGAUGCCGUAUCUCGAGUGUGUCAUAAAGGAGUGUUACAGGUGGAACGUCCCGGUCCCGCUUGCGAUACCCCAUCGCCUGAUGCAGGACGACAUUUACAAGGGUUACCUCAUCCCAGAAGAUGCAUACGUCUUACCCAACAUCUACGCUAUGCUUUACGACUGCGAGAACCCCCAUCAAUUCCGCCCGGAACGCUACCUCGAGAAUCCUGACUUGCGAGAUCCACGCGACUGCGUGUUUGGCUUCGGACGAAGGCGAUGCCCUGGUCGUCACCUCGCAGACGCGGCACUCUGGCUCUUGAACUCACGCAUCUCUGCCGUAUUCAACCUCGAGAAGGCGCGGGAUGAGACUGGCGCGGAGAUCACGCCUUCGAAUGAGUUCUCUACGGGCUUCGUCAGGCAUCCCAAGUCCUUCCAGUGCUCGAUGAAGCCGCGCUCGGAGCAGGCGCUGAGGCUGGUGCAGAAUGCGCUGCUGGAGACGCAGGCGAUGUAA
Molecule: messenger RNA, 1542 nt
Organism: Schizophyllum commune H4-8
Lineage: Eukaryota; Fungi; Basidiomycota; Agaricomycetes; Agaricales; Schizophyllaceae
Product: cytochrome P450
Exons: 17
Coding region: 1-1542 (513 amino acids)
Molecular function (GO): monooxygenase activity; oxidoreductase activity, acting on paired donors, with incorporation or reduction of molecular oxygen; iron ion binding
Source: RefSeq, a predicted model, not a curated record